Arabidopsis arenosa is the source of this 1015-nucleotide messenger RNA. NCBI's taxonomy places the organism in Eukaryota, Viridiplantae, Streptophyta, Magnoliopsida, Brassicales, Brassicaceae. The record is from the annotation of a GenBank genome assembly.
GUAAAAACAUCUUCAAAGGGUUAUCGUCUCUCGCUCUUGUCAAACAAAUUCUCUCCAUGGACGAAUCCGCCGACAAGGGACUGAUUCUGAUUGGUGAGGGUAGUAUCAUUCCAAAACUCAGUGACGUUGGGAGGAUUAUUGUUUCGGGAUAUGACACUGAUCUUCCUAUUGAUGAUGUUGAGACGGCGUUGAGAAAUCAUUUCUCUUGUUGUGGAAUUAUCACGAAUAUUUGUAUUCCCUUUGUCUCUUUUGGGGAUGAGACUCUCAGGAGACGUGGUUAUAUUUAUUUUCUGGGAGAAGGCGCAGUAGAUAAGGCGUUGCAACUUAAUGGAGUUGACGUUGGAGGAUGGAAUGUCUCUGUUAAGGCUUAUCCGUUUCCCAAAAACGCAAACAAUGAGGUUGAGAUAGAAGUUGAAGGAUUUGACACUUGGCUUCAUGAGAUACUUAUCGAGAGCGCUUUGAUUUCUCAUUUCUCUUCAUAUGGAAAGCUCAAAGAUGUCAUGUUCUUCGACGGCAUAGCUGUAGCGUAUCUUUACGGAAAAGACGUAGCAGAUAAGGUGACUGAACUUAAUGGGAGCAACAUGGGAGGACGCAUAUUAGAUGUUCGCGUGAUUUCUAAACCGAGAAUUACCCUUUUCCACAGAUACCUCCGCUGCGGCCCCUCCUGCGUGCGCCGAGAAUCGGAUAGCUCUACCACUGAUGCAGCCAUUCCAAAAAGCAGUCUCAUUGUUGAAGAUAAAUCUUCUAAGAAGAAGAAGAAGAAAAGGAAGUCAAGUUAUGUUUCUUUCAAACUCAGUCUCAGAAGAAGAAGAAGGGAUAAUAAAGUUAAGGGAUAGUCUCAUUGUUGAAGACUUAAUAUGUUCGUUAAAACUUCUCUGUAAGGAAGCUUUCCUAAGAUUUGAAUCAAUGAUGAGGUUUUUUAGGUGUGGUUUACCUUUGUGAGUUUUCUUGCUUUAUUGUUUGCUGAAUUCAGCUUCUGCUUGUCAAUGAUCAACAAUGAAUUAUGAACGAAUCA